This is a messenger RNA of Andrographis paniculata, 4131 nucleotides long. RefSeq names its product nuclear pore complex protein NUP133. NCBI's taxonomy places the organism in Eukaryota, Viridiplantae, Streptophyta, Magnoliopsida, Lamiales, Acanthaceae. Gene Ontology annotation, cellular component: nuclear pore outer ring. Gene Ontology annotation, molecular function: structural constituent of nuclear pore; protein binding. The transcript has 8 exons. The coding region runs from base 137 to 3982 and encodes 1281 amino acids. The record is from RefSeq and is a predicted model, not a curated record. Gene Ontology annotation, biological process: protein import into nucleus; transcription-dependent tethering of RNA polymerase II gene DNA at nuclear periphery; poly(A)+ mRNA export from nucleus.
UAAGUUGGAAUGUAAUUUACAAAAUUUGAAACCCUAGCAGCGCCAUUUUCCCAAUUCCGUUCACGCUGUUCUUCUCCAAAACCCCUAAACCCAUUUCUGACGAUACGAUCCGACAGAAAUUCCAAAUUUCCCGACAAUGUUUUCGCCCCCCUCCAGGAAAUCCACCUUCACUGCCCGUAAAAAUGCCGCAGACCAGAUGGACGAGAGCUUCAUUUCCAGUCCUACCGUCCCCAAUCGGCCGGCCACAGGCACCCCAGCCCCCUGGACCUCUCGCCUUUCCGUUCUCUCCAGGAUCCCACAGGCAAAGAGAACUGAAAUAGAAGAUGGGGUAGAUGCUGUUCAACCUGUAUAUGUUGGCGAGUUCCCUCAAGUUGUGCGUGAUGCACAAAUUAUGGCAGUGCAGAAUUGUGUUCCUGCGGAUUCAUCUGUCUCUGGGGGAAUGGACAAGGAAACAUCUCUUGCAUGGAUUAUAUGUGGAAACAGACUCUUUGUCUGGAAUUUCUUGUCAGCUGCUGCUUCAAAAAAAUGUGUUGCCCUUGACAUUUCUUCCUUUAUGUCAGAAAACGGAGACACGGUUCAUGCCAAUAAUUGGUUAGUCUGUGUUGUUGAUUGGGCUAGUUCCACAAAAGCUAGUAGAAAAGUUGUUCAACCAGGCAGUUCUACUGGGAUUGUUAUGUAUAAAAAAAAUACUCGCACUCUAAUUUUCUGGCCAGAUAUUGGUAAUGCUGGCAAAAUCUCCCCAGUCUCUGUUAAUUUUUCUGAAUUAGAGGCAACUUACUUGCAUCAAAAUGCAAAGGCCCCCAUGGCCAAUGAAGAUAUUGGUAUGGCUAAAUCAUGUUCUAUAACCUCUUUGAUUGCUACAGCAAUUCCUGCCACCAACAAUAGCUGUAUUGUUCUUGCAUGCAGUGCUAAUGGUGUUCUUUGGAGAUUCAUGUGCAGCCCUUCUGGUAUCCAAGGAGAUGGAAAUUACCCUCUUAACAAAAAUGGAGAUCCAAGAUUGUUGAUAUGGCACACUCAUAGACAUUCAUUGGAUGACUCUACAAAACAGUUUCUCCUUUUAACUGAUCAAGGGAUACAGUGCUUUGCAGUAAAACUUGGUUUUGAAUUUGACGUGACAAAGAUUUGGUGUCAUAAGAUUAUUAGCUCUGAUGGUGAUUUGGGUAUCCAGAAGGAUCUUGCUGGACAAAAGAAAAUUUGGCCUCUUGAUCUAGAUGUCGAUGUCGAUGGGAAAGUAUUAACUAUUCUUAUUGCUAUCUUUUGCAAGGAUCGGAUCACCAGUUCAAGUUACACUGAGUACUCUCUCCUGACCAUGCAAUAUAAAUCUGGAGUGGAUGUAGCGAAGUCAAAGGGGGAAAACAUAUUGGAGAAAAAAGCGCCUAUCCAAGUUAUCAUUCCUAAAGCAAGAGUUGAGGAUGAGGAGUUUUUGUUCUCCAUGAGAUUAAAGGUUGGGGGGAAGCCAGCUGGUUCUGCUAUUAUACUCUCUGGUGAUGGUACUGCAACAGUCUCCCAUUAUUGGAGAAACUCCACCAAGCUCUAUCAGUUUGAUCUGCCUCAUGAUGCUGGAAAAGUUCUGGAUGCUUCAGUAUUACCUUCGAUGGAUGACAGUGGUGAUGGAGCGUGGAUUGUACUCACUGAGAAAGCUGGAGUUUGGGCCAUACCUGAGAGGGCUGUUUUACUUGGUGGAGUUGAACCUCCUGAACGGAGCUUAUCGCGUAAAGGGAGUUCGAAUGAUGGAUCCUUGCAGGAGGAGAAACGGAACUUCUCAGUUGCUGGAAAUAUUGCUAUGAGGAGAGCCACUUCAGAAGCUUGGGAUGUGGGCGAUAAGCCAAGAGCAGGCUUCACUGGAGUGACUCGUCGAGGUGCUCAAGAUGAAGAGUCGGAAGCUUUACUAAGUCAGCUAUUUCAUGAUUUCCUCUUGUCUGGGAAGGUUGAAGGUGUGCUUGAAAAAUUAAAAAAUUCAAGGGCAUUUGAAAGAGAAGGGGAAAUCAAUGUAUUUUCCAGGACAAGCAAAUCAAUCAUUGAUACUUUAGCCAAACAUUGGACAGCAACAAGAGGUCCUGAGAUUGUUUUCUCUGUUGUGUCCACGCAACUUGUUGAGAAGCAGCAGAAGCAUCAAAAGUAUCUGGAGUUCCUUGCAUUGUCUAAGUGCCAUGAAGAAUUGUGUUCCCAACAAAGACAAUCUUUGCAAAUUAUCAUGGAACACGGAGAAAAACUUGCGGGCAUGAUGCAAUUAAGAGAGCUGCAAAGCAUGGCUCACACAAGUACAGCUGGACUUGGUUACUACCAUGAUUCAGAUAGUCGGGCUUCUGGAGCUCUCUGGGACCUUAUCCAGCUAGUUGGUGAGAAAGCCCGCCGGAACACCGUUCUUCUUAUGGAUAGGGAUAAUGCUGAAGUAUUCUAUAGUCGAGUUUCGGAUCUUGAGGAACUGUUUCAUUGUUUAGACAGACAACUGGAAUAUGUUAUUAGUGGAGAGAUGCCUAUUCUCGUCCAGUUUCAAAGAGCUUCCGAACUUUCAAAUGUUUGUGUUAUUAUUUUUCGUUCGGCUAUGCAAUAUAGGAGUGGACAUCAGUUGUGGUAUCCUCCGCCUGAGGGCUUGACUCCUUGGUAUUCCAAAUCUAUUGUGUGGAAUGGAUUGUGGAGUCUUGCUGCAUUCAUGCUUGAGUUGCUCAAGGAAACAAAUCGCCUUGAUGAUUCAGCAAGAUUUGAUUUCUACUUAAAUCUUCAAGUGCUCUGUGAAGUAUUACUUGAGUCAUAUUCGAAUGCCAUUUCUGGAAAGGUCGAACGGAAGGAAGAACAUAGGACUCUAUUGGAUGAAUAUUGGAAAAGGAGAGAUACCCUUCUUGAUUCUCUUUUUCAGCAAGCGAGAAAAUUUGGCACAGCUAAACUACAGGAUUUAACUAAAGAAAACAAAGAUCAAGAUAAGGAUCUUCUGAUGACAUUCUCUUCAAAGCUAUUGUCUAUUGCAAGAAGACAUGAAGGCUAUCAAACUAUGUGGGGUAUAUGCAGUGAUCUCAAUGACUCAGAACUUCUUCGCAGCCUCAUGCAUGAAAGCAUGGGGCCUAAAGGAGGCUUUAGUUGUUUUGUCUUCAAACAACUCUAUGAAACCAAACAGUUCUCCAAGCUUAUGAGACUUGGUGAAGAGUUUCAGGAUGAACUAGCUGCCUUUCUGACGCAGCAUCCUGAUCUUCUCUGGCUUCAUGAAGUUUUCCUUCAUCGGUUUUCCACGGCUGCUGAAACUCUACAUUCAUUGUCUCUUUCCAAGGAUGGUAGGUCUAUUUCCUCAAACGAGAUUGAAUCCAAUGGCUCAAGAACUACAUUAACAUUGGCCAGAAGAAAGCAUUUUCUGAAUCUCGCAAAAAUAUCAACAAUGGCAGGAAAAGACAUCAGCUAUGAGCUAAAGAUGAAGCGGAUUGAGGCUGAUCUAAACAUUCUAAAGCUGCAGGAAGAAAUAAUGACGCUUAUCCCCGAUGGAGAAGAAAAACAGUCAAUCCAACAUAAGCUUCUCCCAGUAAUAGACCUCAUUGAACUGUGUCUCAAGCUUCAAACGCGGGAGCUCUCAUUACGAGCCUUUGACCUCUUCUCGGGCACAGGCGCCUCAUUCAUUAGAAGCAACAUCAGCCUACUGGAAGAAUGCUGGAGGAAUGCUGCGAAUCAAGACGACUGGGAAGAGCUGCACCAAACAUCACUUGCCGAGGGAUGGAGUGAUGAGAUGAUGUUUGAGGUCCUCAAGGACACCGUCCUCUUCCGGUCUUCCAACAAAUGUUAUGGACCUGAUGCCAAAACUUUUGAAGGUAGAUUUGAUGAAGUGCUGCCACUGAGACUUUGCGAACAUGAACAUGAACAUGAUCCAAAUUUGAAGGACGCAAAUACAGGUUCUUCGGUGGAAGGUGUCCUGAUGCAGCACAAGGACUUCCCCGAUGCGGGCAAGUUGAUGCUAACAGCGAUUGUGCUCGGGACUGGAGCAACUCCCAUGGACGACUGAAAAGAGAGUCUUAUGAAUGAGAGUGGAUGUGUUUUUGAAGUAUAUAUAUUUGUUGAUUUAGAGAGAAAAUGGAGGAGCAUAUUUCUGUAAUGCAUACAUGCAUAUUCCUAAAUGCAUCUUCAAAAAUGCUAUGAGAAACAUUAAAAGCA